This is a messenger RNA of Colletotrichum scovillei, 2358 nucleotides long. RefSeq names its product major facilitator superfamily transporter. Gene Ontology annotation, cellular component: fungal-type vacuole membrane. Lineage: Eukaryota; Fungi; Ascomycota; Sordariomycetes; Glomerellales; Glomerellaceae. The coding region runs from base 343 to 2160 and encodes 605 amino acids. Gene Ontology annotation, biological process: basic amino acid transport; transmembrane transport. The record is from RefSeq and is a predicted model, not a curated record. The transcript has 4 exons. Gene Ontology annotation, molecular function: basic amino acid transmembrane transporter activity.
GACGGACGCUACUACUCAACUCCCUCUAGUAUCUCUCACAUGCACUCACUUGCUCAUGUGACAGUGUCUCAAGGUCAGACUAGGACCAAAAUCCGCCUCGGAGAACAGGGUGACAGAGAAAGAGAGGCAGUUUGAUGCUUUUCAGUAUUUCCUUGCAUUGUUCAUGUUCAUCUCGUUGUUCCUUCAACACCAAACAUCAACUCACAAAAAGUCUCGGCAAAAGCAAACCUUGAGGAUUAAGUUGACGCGCGAGGAAAAGGGCUGAAUGGCAACGACACCGGCUCCGAACGCAGCGUGUGUCCGACAAAGACCUUGAGGCAUUUUGGCCGUUGACGAUCAAACAUGGCGGCGGUAGAAGAGCCGUCGAGUCUCCGCAACCGGCAACAACAUGUCGCCUCUGAAGCUGACGCCGAAAGGACCGGGACCUCUUCGUUCCCCGAUGCCACCGAGACGACGACACUACUCAACUCGGAGACGUCUUCUCGGACCCUCCGUAAUGGAUCGCCGGCCGGGAGCCGCCGAGAUCGAGACUCAGACGACGACAACGACGAUGAUGGGCCUAAGCAGUCUAUUAGCAAGACGCGUGCUGGCGUCUUGAUGCUGAGUACCUGGGUUCUCAUCUUCCUCCAAGCAUCAAAUACAUCCGGCAUGACAAUGACGCAGUCCGUCGUCGCCGAAGACCUCAACGCAUACUCGCACGCAAUGUGGUUCACAAGCUCCUACCUCAUCAGCAUGGCCUCCCUGGCGCCCCUGUUCGGCCGCCUGGCCACCAUCUUCUCGCCCCGCAUCCUCGUGCUCUGGCUGGGCGGUUUCUUCGGCCUCGGCGGCGUCGUAACCUCGCAGGCACCCUCCUUCUGGGUCUUCAUCGCCGGCAGAAUCUUGACGGGUAUGGGAGGCGCGGGCAUCAUGACGCUCUCCGUCAUCCUGGUGCUCGAGCUGGUGGGGAAGAAGAGCAGGGGCGUGUUUGUCGGGCUGGUGAAUGCGGGCUUCACGAUUGGUUUGUCGUUUGGCGCUGUCGUGUACGGCGCAUUGUUGCCCGUCAUUGGAUGGAGAGCUCUGUUCGGUGUCCAAACACCUCUGGGACUCCUGGCCGGCAUUGGUGCUUUCUUGAGCAUUCCGAAUGGCUUCAGCUCCGACCACAAGGCCAGAGGCAAGUCGGUACUCCAAAAGCUGGCUCAAAUCGACUACGCAGGUGCUUUUAUGCUGGUAUUAACCAUUGUGCUCUUCCUAUACGGCCUCUCGGGCGACAUCAACCCCUUAUCCCUCCUUCUCUCGGCCGUUUCCCUCCUGGUCUUCAUUCUCAUCGAAUUCAAACUCGUCACGGACCCCAUCAUCCCAAUCUCCGUCCUCUCCUCAAGGGGCGUCCUGCUCUCCUGCACCGCCCAGCUCCUCUUCAUGUCAAUCCGCUGGACCCUGCUCUACUACAGCCCCAUCUUCGUCCUCGCCGUCCGCGGCUACGCCCCCGCCAUCGCGGGCUCCAUCCUCAUCCCCACCAACAUCGGCUUCGGCUCCGGCGGCCUCAUCGUCGGCUGGCUGCACGUCCGCCGCAACGGCGCCUUCUGGUCGCCCUCCGUCGUCAGCCUGACGUGCUUCGCGGCCACCAUGUUCGGCCUCUCGCUCGUCGCCACCGAGACCUCGCCGUUCGGCGUCUUUAUCCUGGCCGUCGUGCUCAACGGCCUCGCCACGGGCGCGACGCUCAACUACACCCUCGCGCACCUGCUGCACCUCAGCCGCCCGGAGGAGCACUUCAUCUCAACGUCGCUGCUCGGCACGUUCCGCGGGUUCGGCGGCAGUUUCGGGACCGCCAUCGGUGGCGGCGUGUUUUACCGCCUCCUGCGCUCGGGUCUCGUCGCCAGCUUCACGGAGCUGGAUGGCGGCGAGCGGCUGGCGGAGGGGCGGGAGGAGCUUAUUACGAAGCUCAUUGGGAGUCCCGCGCUCGUGUUCAACGGCGGGUUGAGUCCUGCCGAGCACGGGAUCGCGGUGGACCGCUACGCUGCUGCGUCGAGGGGCACGUGGCGGGCUGCGGCGGCGUUGGCGGUCGUUGCGAUUCUGUGUCAGGCAAGUACGGGAUGGAGGAGUCCUGUUGGCGGGAAGGAAGUCGACGACGAGACUGAGGCGAGGGCUACGGUGAUGGAGAACGAGGGCGUCGGGGAGGCGUAGUGGACGGAUGGGAAUGUCCUAUUCCGGAAGGCCCGGCUGCAGCAUAUCGCAUGGGGUGCGGUGAGUGAUGCUUUGAGCGUUUGAUGUUGAAUUAUACAUAUAGGCACUGCCAUGUCGCACGGCAUUUUGGAUAUAAUUGUUUCCACCAAGAUCUUUGGUGUUCUUCAACAUGAAGUUGACAUGUAUAUUAGUCUGAAG